Helobdella robusta is the source of this 528-nucleotide messenger RNA. RefSeq lists its product as hypothetical. Lineage: Eukaryota; Metazoa; Annelida; Clitellata; Rhynchobdellida; Glossiphoniidae. The record is from RefSeq and is a predicted model, not a curated record. The transcript has a single exon. Bases 1 to 528 code for a protein of 175 amino acids.
AUGAAAUCCCGUCAAGAGUCGCCGAAAAGUCGCUUUUCACCUAAUUAUCACAAGUCAAAAUCCAAAAAAUUGUUUAAAGUGGCAAACAAAAAAUUAAAAAGCAAUGGAAAUAAUAAUGUCAAACGAUCGCUAUCGCAAUCAAAAAGUUUCUCCUUCGGUACGUUGAUGGAUAAUUUAGUGCAACAUAAAACGCUCAAAUACAGAAUGUCAAAUAAACUGAAAAAAUUUCUUGAUCAUUCAAAUCCGUUGAUGGACCAGGGCUCAAAUAUAUCAGAAAAUUUAAACAAAAAAGUGCAGUUUAUCGACUCCCAAGCGGAAGAAAAUUUUAGUCGCAAUAGUAAAUGUGAAAAAGUAUAUGAAAAAUUGAAUGGACGUGCGUGCGAAUCCGAAAAUUACGACGACUUAUUUAAUGAGCUUGAACUGAGCGCAAUUGAAAAAACCAUCCAAUUUGAUGAAAGCAUCCGAGUAGAAACGAUGAAAAAUGUAGAUAAUGACAAUACUCAAAAAUAUUUUGAGGUAGAAAAGUGA